AUGGCUCUUAUAACCUUCUUGGUUCUAGCUAUCCUCGGAGUAAUGACGUCAUGUGUCAAUGGCUAUGGUGGUGGUUGGGUAAACGCACACGCCACAUUCUACGGUGGUGGUGAUGCUUCCGGCACAAUGGGAGGUGCUUGUGGCUAUGGAAACCUUUAUAGCCAAGGGUAUGGAACCAACACGGCGGCUCUAAGCACGGCUUUGUUCAACAACGGUCUGAGUUGUGGUGCUUGCUUCGAGAUAAGAUGUCAAAACGACGGAAAAUGGUGUCUCCCUGGCUCGAUUGUCGUCACAGCGACUAACUUUUGCCCGCCAAACAACGCUUUACCGAAUAAUGCAGGAGGUUGGUGUAACCCUCCUCAGCAACAUUUCGAUCUCUCUCAGCCCGUAUUUCAGCGUAUCGCUCAAUACAGAGCUGGCAUUGUCCCCGUCGCUUACCGAAGGGUGCCUUGUGUUAGAAGGGGAGGAAUAAGGUUUACGAUAAACGGACAUUCUUACUUCAAUCUUGUUCUGAUUACCAACGUCGGAGGAGCCGGAGAUGUUCACUCGGCGGCGGUUAAAGGAUCAAGAACAGGAUGGCAAGCGAUGUCGAGGAACUGGGGACAAAACUGGCAGAGUAACUCUUACCUAAACGGUCAGGCUCUCUCAUUCAAAGUCACAACCAGCGACGGUCGAACCAUUGUCUCUAACAACGCCGCACCGGCAGGCUGGUCCUUCGGUCAGACCUUCACUGGAGCGCAGUUACGUUAG
Arabis nemorensis is the source of this 750-nucleotide messenger RNA. The record is from the annotation of a GenBank genome assembly. NCBI's taxonomy places the organism in Eukaryota, Viridiplantae, Streptophyta, Magnoliopsida, Brassicales, Brassicaceae.